Molecule: messenger RNA, 1503 nt
Organism: Plasmodium fragile
Lineage: Eukaryota; Apicomplexa; Aconoidasida; Haemosporida; Plasmodiidae
Exons: 2
Coding region: 1-1503 (500 amino acids)
Molecular function (GO): RNA binding
Source: RefSeq, a predicted model, not a curated record
AUGAACAACCACCAAGCUGUGAAGCAACAAAUGAACCCUAUGGGUUCGAAUGAACAAAACAGAAUGGUGACUCCAAACAGCAACAUGCCGGGGGGUAUUCGAGAUUUAGCUUAUCAAAGAAACAAUGGACACAACGACAUAGGAAAAAUGAACAUGAACAACAAUGCACAACAACAUAACCCACCAAAUAGCAAUACGCACAACAAUUCAAAUAGCAUAAAUAAUAACAACUAUUCUUUAGGUUUAUACAUUGACAACCCACAAAAUGCAUUCGUAUUUGACGAAAACGAUUUGAGAACGUUAUUUGCUCAUUACAAUGGAGCACAAAAUAUAAGAAUACUAAAUGAUAAAGCAGCUGCGCAAAUUACUUUUAAUGACAAAAAUAUGAUUCAGCAAGUGAGAAAAGACAUAAACGGUCUUACCAUUACAGACAUUGGCACGAUUAGGUGUAUUAUACUGAAUGAGGGAAAAACUGUGGAACAAUUUCUUCCCUUUUCGGCCAACGACCCUGCAUCGGUGCAGCAGAAACCAGGUUCCAAUGAGGAUGGCGACAACACAGUCAACAUGCUGAAGAAGCUGGCGAACUUGCUGCAGCCGGAGGGCACCGUGGGUAAUACCACGGCACCCAACUUGAGCGACGACGCAGGAUUAAGUGCGACUGCGAAUGUAAAUAUGGGUGCAAAUGUGACAACAAAUGUGAACAUGGGUGGACAUAUGAUUACAAAUGAGAACGUGAAUUCAAACCCCAUGCCAGGGAAAAACCAAGUGAAGAAUAAAAUGAAUAACCACCCCACUUACAACAACGGUGGUAGCCAGUUCAACCAAGUUCACAUGAACAAAGGGGAGCACGGCGAUAACAACCCCUAUGCUGCGAAGCGGUUAAGUCGAAUUGAACUAAUUGACAUAUUUGGUUUCCCCGCAGAAUUUGAUGUAAUGAAAAAAAUUUUAGGAAAAAAUAACUCCAACAUAUCUUACAUAAAUGAACAAACUAAUAACUCUGUAUCCAUUGAGAUAAAGGGGAAGCCAUUUAAUGAAGCUCCGAUUGUGGAGCGCAUGCAUGUGUCUGUUUCAUCAGACGAUCCAAUAGGCUAUAAAAAAGCUACGGAGUUGAUUGUAGAAUUAUUGAAUUCUAUUUUUGAAGAAUUUUACGAUUUCUGUUAUGAGAACAAUUACCCAGUUCCGGAAAAUUUGUCCUUUAAGAGACAUGAAUAUAUGUAUAACCCUGAUGGGAGUACCAAGUAUGUAGGAUUCAAAGACAAGUGGCAGGUCAUGAAGGACAACUAUAGGAAUGAUUACUCCUUUAGGAAAAACAAAGGCUUGCAAAAGAACGACAAGGACAAGAGGAUGCACGCUGGCGCCUUUGGCGUGCAUCCCAACUUGAGCAUCGGCUACGCCAACCAGAAUGCUCCCCAGGGGGACUUCAAAGACAUGAAUUACAAAGAAUCCAACCAGGGAAAUUUUCGUAAUAUGAAGUUAAACCGGGCGCGGGAUCAGCACAUGUGA